This is a messenger RNA of Lentinula edodes (shiitake mushroom), 513 nucleotides long. RefSeq lists its product as uncharacterized. The transcript is spliced from 2 exons. Bases 1 to 513 code for a protein of 170 amino acids. The record is from RefSeq and is a predicted model, not a curated record. NCBI's taxonomy places the organism in Eukaryota, Fungi, Basidiomycota, Agaricomycetes, Agaricales, Omphalotaceae.
AUGCAUUACGCUGGACUGGAUUUUAGCGACUCUGUAAAAACUUACCAGGGUCUCGGACUUGACCUCGAACAGCGAAAACUCUCGAGCCCUGGAAUCGAACUCGGAGCCUGCUUUGACUUCCUCCUUCGCCGUGCGAGUAAGAAAACUAUAACAGCAACCAACGCCAGACCGAUAACACUCCCUAGAACCGCACCAACAAUUGUCGCAGCUGCGGGUUUAGAUUUCUGGGAAGCGAGUAUUGCAGCACUGGUAUUAGUGGACACUUGUCCUGAGGUUGUUCGGCUCGGUUGUGAUAUCAUAGUGGAGGUUUCCACGGAUGUUCCGAUUGUGAUGAGGAUGAUGGAGGAUAAAACUGUGGAACCAGAAUUAGAUGUAAUAGAUGAGGACGUGCUAGUGUUAGUGGCGGUAGUGGAAGGACCAUUGGUUGUGGUUGGUGAUAGGUUGCUGCUCGUGGAUAAAGAUGUUCCGGAAAUCGGGUUGAUCUGUGUGGAAGAGGGAAAAGAGGAUACUUGA